Messenger RNA from Cavia porcellus (domestic guinea pig), 594 nucleotides. RefSeq names its product C-C motif chemokine ligand 14 (gene Ccl14). Gene Ontology annotation, biological process: immune response; eosinophil chemotaxis. The record is from RefSeq and is a predicted model, not a curated record. Bases 71 to 439 code for a protein of 122 amino acids. NCBI's taxonomy places the organism in Eukaryota, Metazoa, Chordata, Mammalia, Rodentia, Caviidae. The transcript is spliced from 3 exons. Gene Ontology annotation, molecular function: chemokine activity. Gene Ontology annotation, cellular component: extracellular region.
GAAACUGUUGAGACAUCUGCUGCUCUUCUACUUCCUUUCAAAUUCUUAGUUCCCUUACUAUCUUGUCUCAAUGAUCAUUUCUCAGCGUUUCCUCACCUCCGGAGCCUCAGAAGUCCGCAGCAGGCCAGCUCUGCUUCUGCAGCACUUCCAGAGGAUGAAGGUCUCCAUGGUCACCAUCUCCUUGCUCCUCUUCCUCAUCACCGUCACCCUAGAGACCAAGACUCACUCCUCCUCACGAGGCCCUUUCUACCCAUCAGAGUGCUGUUUCUCCUACAUUACCCAUGCUGUCUCGCCUUAUCGAAUCAUGGGUUACUAUGAGACCAACGGCGACUGUCCUAAGCCUGCAGUUGUCUUCAUCACCACAAAGGGCCAUCGCAUCUGUGCCAAUCCUGAAAAUGAGUGGGUCCAGGACUACGUAAAGGACCUGGAGGAGAACUGAGAGAUCCAGAAGCACUAGAAAAGGACACAGCUCAGUGACCUAAAAAGUAGGGAAGAGGCCAAGGCCCCUUCCUCCCGCCACUCAGCCCAGCAUAACCCAUACCCCAAGCUAGCCUAUCUUGAAUUAAAGACAAUCCAUGUCCUUCCCUGCCCUCA